Messenger RNA from Musa acuminata AAA Group (dessert banana), 1217 nucleotides. Its product is annotated as soluble inorganic pyrophosphatase 6, chloroplastic. The record is from RefSeq and is a predicted model, not a curated record. Gene Ontology annotation, biological process: phosphate-containing compound metabolic process. The transcript is spliced from 5 exons. Gene Ontology annotation, molecular function: magnesium ion binding; inorganic diphosphate phosphatase activity. Gene Ontology annotation, cellular component: cytoplasm. Lineage: Eukaryota; Viridiplantae; Streptophyta; Magnoliopsida; Zingiberales; Musaceae. The coding region runs from base 105 to 1001 and encodes 298 amino acids.
ACCUUGGUCUCUCACUUAACGAGUUGUGACGGCUGCGGCCUCACCUUCCAAAUCACCGAGCACCACAUCUCGCUUGCUCUCAGACUCCGGCCCCUUACUGACCCAUGGCGACGGCCGCGACCGCAUCCGCCACCCGCUUCACCGCCGCGGCCGGCGGCGCUUUCCAUGGAUUACGGUGGCGGUGCUCUCCUCCGGCCUACCAGGGCGCCAUCCUCUCAGCCAGGCCGAGGGCCGUCUCCCUCACGCCCCAACGGCGCUUCGUAGCCCCAUCCGCCCUCUACAAGGCCGACAUCCAGACCAAGGAGGAGGGCCUCCCGGAGACACUCGAUUACCGGGUCUUCUUCCUCGAUGGCUCCGGCAAGAAUAUCUCACCGUGGCACGAUGUGCCCUUGCAUGUGGGAGACGGGGUCUUCAACUUCGUUGUGGAGAUCCCCAAGGUGUCGAGCGCGAAGAUGGAGGUGGCCACCGAUGAGCCGUUCACGCCUAUAAAGCAGGACACAAAGAAGGGGAAGCUUCGAUACUACCCGUACAAUAUAAACUGGAAUUAUGGAUUACUUCCUCAAACAUGGGAAGACCCAUCUUUUGCUAAUGCAGAAGUUGAAGGGGCUUUUGGAGAUAAUGAUCCAGUUGAUGUUGUUGAGAUAGGUGAAAGACGGGCUAAGAUUGGUGAUAUCCUUAAGGUGAAACCCUUGGCAGCUUUAGCCAUGAUUGACGAAGGGGAGCUAGACUGGAAGAUUGUUGCUAUUUCAUUGGAUGAUCCUCGAGCUUCACUUGUAAAUGAUGUUGAUGAUGUUGAGAAGCAUUUUCCAGGAACUCUUACUGCUAUAAGAGACUGGUUCAGAGACUACAAGAUUCCAGAUGGAAAGCCUGCUAAUAAAUUUGGUCUUGGAAACAAAGCUGCAAACAAGGACUAUGCUUUGAAAGUUAUUACUGAGACAAACGAGUCAUGGACAAAAUUGAUGAGAAGAUCAGUUCCUGCUGGAGACCUUUCGCUGUUAUGACUUCUAUUCUGGUGAAGUAACAAGAAGACUGCUAGAUUUUUUUAAUGUUUGCGGAGGGUUUAAAUAUGCACAUACAGGUUUAAAAUUCAAAUAAUGCAUGAUUGGUAUGAUAUUUGUCAUCAUCCACAUGCGUGGUCUCCUGUUAGACAAACAUAAUGUUUUGAUCACCUCAAUGCUAAUCGACUCAAUCAUCUCAUGGAAGAUUUGCUUAUUGAA